This is a messenger RNA of Ziziphus jujuba (common jujube), 2068 nucleotides long. Its product is annotated as AT-hook motif nuclear-localized protein 9. The record is from RefSeq and is a predicted model, not a curated record. Lineage: Eukaryota; Viridiplantae; Streptophyta; Magnoliopsida; Rosales; Rhamnaceae. The transcript is spliced from 7 exons. The coding region runs from base 787 to 1809 and encodes 340 amino acids. Gene Ontology annotation, molecular function: minor groove of adenine-thymine-rich DNA binding.
UUCACAAACAGCUUUUAGGAAAACAGAGAGGAAGAAGAGAGAGACUCAAAAACCCUUUUUAGGGAGAGAAAGAUAAACAGCUUUAUUUAUUUAUUUAUAUUUAUAUUUAUAUAUAUUUAUUUUUUUUCUGUUUAUCUACUUAUUUUAUUAUUGUUUUAGAUUUAUUGGAGAGGAGAGAGAACUCUGCCCCUAGAAAAAUGCAUUCAGAUAAGGACUUGUGCUAGUACUAGUAGUAAAUACCAACUCUCUCUUUCCCACACACAUACAAUGCCCUCUUCUUCUUUCUCUUUCUUUCUCUGUGCAUUUUCACAGAGUCUUUAAUUUCCCAGAAAAAAAACUGUUCGACCUUUAGUGCCUUCUUCUUUGGACUGGACCUCUCUCUUUUUUUUGAGUUCCAUUUUGCUUUCCCAUAACCAAAUGCUUCAACCUUUCGUUGUUUUGAGAGAGACCCAGUGAGAAAAGGUUCGACCUUUAAACUUAAAACCCCCAUAGUAGAAACCAAAGAUUGUCUCUCUGUGUGUGGAAAGUCUUUUUCUUCCCACAUUUCUCCUUUCUUGUUUGUCUUGUUUGAUAAGAGGGAGAGAAGAUGUUCGAGGGUUAACUCUGCACAAAAAUUGGACCUGUUUCAGUGUCUCUUCUUUUAUCUUCAACACCAAGCCUUUUGGUUGCCUCUUAUUCGUUUGAGUUUGUCACUGUAUCAAACAUUCAGAGUUUCUUCCUUGGGUUGAAAGUUUGGAGUAGAAAUUUCUUCUGAUAAUUAAUUCCUCGGUUAGUAGAAGUAAAUGCAUGGAUCGGCGGGACCCUAUGGCUUUGUCUGGGUCUGCAUCUUAUUAUACACAAAGAGGGAUAGCUGUCUCUGGCUCAGGAACACAAUCUGGGUUACAUGCAUCACCAGGCAUGCAUCCCAUGUCUAAUCCGAAUGUAUCAUUUCAAUCAAAUAUGGGGGGCAAUACUAUUGGAUCCACAUUACCGGUAGAGCCUUCAUCAGCAAUGUCACCUCAUGCUGGUGUUAAUAUGGGUGCACCAUCUAUGGUGCCAUCAGGUGAGCCUGCGAAAAGGAAAAGAGGAAGGCCUAGGAAAUAUGGUCCAGAUGGGACUGUGUCACUGGCAUUGUCACCUUCACCUACUAGUAAUCCUGGAAUGGUAACACCAACCCCAAAACGAGGUAGAGGACGGCCACCAGGGACCGGGAAGAAGCAACAAUUAGCUUCUCUUGGUGAAUGGCUGUCUGGUUCGGCUGGGAUGGGAUUUACUCCACACAUUAUCACCGUUGCAGUUGGAGAAGACAUCGCAACAAAAAUUAUGUCAUUUUCACAGCAGGGACCAAGGGCUGUAUGUAUUUUGUCAGCGAAUGGUGCAGUCUCUACUGUGACACUUCGUCAGCCUUCAACAUCCGGUGGUACUGUCACAUACGAGGGGAGAUUCGAGAUAAUUUGUCUAUCAGGGUCUUAUUUGCACACUGAUAGUGGUGGUGCUCGUAAUCGAAGUGGUGGUCUGAGUGUCUCCCUUGCCAGUCCUGAUGGUCGUGUUAUCGGUGGAGGAGUAGGUGGAAUCCUCAUUGCAGCAAGCCCUGUCCAGGUGAUUGUGGGGAGCUUCUUGUGGGGCGGUUCAAAGACGAAGAACAAGAAAAGGGAAGCUCUUGAAGGUGCUACAGAUUCUGAUCACCAAACAGUUGACAAUCAAGCUGCUUUGAAUAGCCUGGCACCGAACCAAAACCUGACUCCGACGUCUUCAGUGGGUGUUUGGCCGGCAUCACGAGCAUUGGAUAUGCGUAACACCCAUGUCGACAUUGAUUUGAUGCGUGGGUAACAGUUAAUUUUCUGCUGAGCAGUGUAUAUAUAUUUCAGUUAAUCGGCUAGCCGAAUCUUUAUUAUUUUUCUUCCUGAGAAUUGAGAAUUUACCUGAUGACAAGAAUGAUGGAAAGCCAAGCUGAUGAUUCUGGCCUUUUGAUUUAAAAUUCUAACUCCAAAUUGCCCAUGUUAGACAAAUGGGAUGUACUCAUAUUUUUUUCUCUCUAGUUUACUGGAAUUUUUUUAGUUUAAAAAUGUAGGUGAAAUUAUUUUUAUUA